AUGAAUAUUGUCUUGUUAAAAUAUACCAAAUAAGAACUCAGCCAAAGAGAGUAUAGACCUUCUGUAAGUAAAAACAACUAAAUAUAAAAUAGCAGUCUAAGCAGAGAGGGAAAGGAUACUUGAUUAAUUUGAAAAGAUUUCUUUAUAUUUAUAAUCAAAAUAUUACAGUAACUUAGAGAAUUAGCAGUUGGUGAUAAAAGUUUCAGUAUAGUAUUCUUAAAGUUCGAUGGCCUAUUUAACAUCUACGAAUAAAAUGAGAUUAUCUAAAUUGAUAAAAUUAAAAUAGGACUACAAAAGUAAUUCUAGCCUAAAAAUAGAAUGAUAAUCUCCUUCCUUGAAUUGAAAGGAAAUUCUUAUUUUAGAGGAGUAGAUUUAGAACUAAUAUUCAAUUAAAAGCCUUAUGAGAUCAGCAAAUUGAGGUAUAAAAUAGCCAAAUAAUAGGUAAUACACUGAGGUUGUGGAAGGAAUACUAAGGAAAUUUUAAAAUCCUCUAUAUUGUCAUCCUAUAAUUUUAGUUCUCAGCGUUUUUCUGUUGAGUUAUUUGGAGGAAGGAUAUGAAAUUAUUGGCUUAUGA
Molecule: messenger RNA, 574 nt
Organism: Paramecium octaurelia
Lineage: Eukaryota; Ciliophora; Oligohymenophorea; Peniculida; Parameciidae
Source: the annotation of a GenBank genome assembly